UUUGACCAAACCGCGUUAUAACAGAACCAAGAAAAAGGAAGGAGUCGAGAGAGAGAGACAAAGGUCAGAAGAUUUGAUUUCUCUUAUUCCUCUCCAAAGCCAAAGAAUUUACAGAGAGAUAUAUAUUCUUUUAGGGUUUUUGAGUAUCUCGCGAGGUUUUACAGAGAUUUCUCCAAUAUGGAUUCGAUGGUGAAUCAGAAGACUGUUUUGGCUGUGACAGAUGAUGUGGUGUUACCUGUUAGCUCUGUUCUAACUAUUAUGAAAGAGCUUGGCAAGGAAGUGAUUGAACGUUUUGAUCCUCUGAUUAUUACUCAAGCAUCCACAAUAAAUCAGUUUCCUUUGGAUGCUUCCUCAGUGGACGCGGUUUUAGCCAUUUCCAAAACAUCUGAUUUUCCCAGUGAUAAAAUAUGUGGUGAGUUCUCAAGAAUCUUGAAGCCUGGUGGCACGGUUUUUGUGUGCAAAGUUUUGGAGGGUGAAACGGGAGAAAUGCAACAGACUAUUCAAAGGAGAGUGACGUUGGCUGGUUUUCUGGAGCCUCAGUGUCUUGAUUUGAAAUCAAUUAAGUUGUCUACGUUCAGUUUAUCCUUUGGGAUUAAGGCAAAGAAACCUUCUUGGAAGAUUGGUUCAUCAUUUGCUCUCAAAAAGCCUGCAAAAGUUCUCUUAAAGGUUAAUCUAGAUGAUGACUUGGAUCUUAUUGAUGAAGAUUCUCUUUUAACAGAGGAGGACUUGAAGAAGCCACAGCUUCCUGUUGCCAGCGGUUGUGAGACCACCAAAAAAGCUUGCAAGAACUGUGUCUGUGGUAGAGCUGAGAUUGAGGAGAAAGCUGUCAAGCUGGGCCUCACAGAGGAUCAAAUCGAGAAUCCACAAUCAUCAUGUGGCAGCUGUGGGCUCGGUGAUGCCUUCCGCUGCGGUACAUGCCCUUACAAGGGUCUGCCACCCUUCAAAUUAGGCGAGAAGGUAUCCCUAUCUCAAAACUUCCUUGAAGCUGACAUAUAAGCAUGUGAAAGGUGCAUCUUCAUACAUGGUUGUUUCUCACCGAAGCCAAAACCUUUUGCUAAUCGCAGAGUAGUUUCAUCAUUUACUUUGUUCUCUUUCGUAUAAUUUGUUUGUUGGUACUUUUAUUUUGUGGCUCUAAAGGCUUAUAGAAGAUUGUUGGUGUUGCCCACAAAGCACAAACUUUAGUUUCAAUGAAGAACAGUUAUACAUUUCGUUAAA
Messenger RNA from Arabidopsis lyrata subsp. lyrata, 1215 nucleotides. RefSeq names its product anamorsin homolog. Gene Ontology annotation, molecular function: iron-sulfur cluster binding. The record is from RefSeq and is a predicted model, not a curated record. Gene Ontology annotation, cellular component: cytoplasm. The transcript has 8 exons. Bases 178 to 996 code for a protein of 272 amino acids. Gene Ontology annotation, biological process: iron-sulfur cluster assembly. NCBI's taxonomy places the organism in Eukaryota, Viridiplantae, Streptophyta, Magnoliopsida, Brassicales, Brassicaceae.